Messenger RNA from Pseudophryne corroboree (corroboree frog), 1226 nucleotides. RefSeq names its product nipsnap homolog 3A (gene NIPSNAP3A). The coding region runs from base 268 to 1038 and encodes 256 amino acids. Gene Ontology annotation, cellular component: mitochondrion. The transcript has 6 exons. The record is from RefSeq and is a predicted model, not a curated record. NCBI's taxonomy places the organism in Eukaryota, Metazoa, Chordata, Amphibia, Anura, Myobatrachidae.
CGGGGGUGGUAGGGCCGCAGCAGCAGCCGUAGGGAGGAAAGGAAACGAUCAGGAAGACCAUGUAGUGCUGCACGUUCAGAGAUCACUCCAACGCCCUGCAAGGGGCGGGGCUGACACUGACCUACAGAACUCAACUUACACACAGAGGAUAACUAGCACUCAGCGCUGCACACGUUACCUAUACAGCAGGUCGUUAACCUACCAGUCAGUGUUAUUGCACUACCACGCAGUGACUUUCCGCUGUGUGUAAAAAGCAGUGCUGGCAGGAUGAUGUGCACAUUACGGGCUUUGUUUUCAAAUGGCAAACUGCCUGCUGCUGCCGCACACGUAUGGAGUGACAUGACAAGAGGGGCACAGGCUGCAGCUACCUUUGCAACUGGCCCCCGCCAGAACGAUACCACUUUAUAUGAAUUCCGCACUUACGCUAUCAAGCCUUCUCGGAUGAGUGAGUUCAUGCAGCUUUCAAAGGAGAAAUUCCAUCUGCGCACUGCACAUUCAGAGCUAGUUGGCUUUUGGACCUAUGAAUUAGGUGGUCUCAAUAAGGUUUUACACAUAUGGAAAUAUGACAGCUUUGCACAUCGAUCAGCAGUGCGGGCCAAGCUGCCUCAAGACCGAGAAUGGCAGGGCGAUUUCUUAGCCAAAGCUUUGACCAUGAUAGAAACCAUGACCAACGAGAUUGCAUACCUGGUACCAUGGUGUAAGCUGCAAAGGCCAGAAAAAGAAGGGGUUUAUGAGCUGGUCACCUUUCAGUUUAAGCCCGGUGGGCCUGCAGUCUGGGGUGAAGCGUUUAGAGCUGCCAUCUCUUCUCAUGUUCAUACUGGUUACACACAGCUUGUUGGUGUCUUCAACACAGAAUAUGGAUUACUUAACCAAGUUCAUGUCCUGUGGUGGAAUCAGGAUGCGGACAGUCGCGCCUCUGGCAGGCAUUUGGCUCAUGAAGAUGCCAGAGUUGUUGCAGCAGUACGGGAAAGCGCAAGAUUUCUGGAAUCACAGAGAAACGUGCUUCUGGUUCCAGCUUCAUUCUCCCCACUAAAGUAAAUCCUACCAUUCAUGUUGUGUAUUAAAUGGUACAGAUAUGUCAGGAGUGGACAUGUAUUAUGUGUCAGUGAAGCUUUUCAUUAUCUAUUAAAUGUGUUUGAGUUGGUUACUUUAAAACCUCUUCAAAAUUAAAUAUAUUUCAUUUCUUGAUGUAUGCUUGAAAUAAAUUUCUUGAAAAAUUUAGCAAA